Messenger RNA from Scatophagus argus, 10757 nucleotides. It is a transcript of the gene mxra5a, whose product is annotated as matrix-remodelling associated 5a. Gene Ontology annotation, cellular component: extracellular region. Gene Ontology annotation, molecular function: protein binding. The transcript has 7 exons. The record is from RefSeq and is a predicted model, not a curated record. NCBI's taxonomy places the organism in Eukaryota, Metazoa, Chordata, Actinopteri, Scatophagidae. The coding region runs from base 1194 to 8804 and encodes 2536 amino acids.
AAAUACGCUCGUACUCACAUCCAAAUGUGAACUGUCUGCAAUAAACUCCACUAGGGGUGUUUAGGACAUUUUAGAACAACCAAUUUUCUUGACCAUGCAGAGCCAUAUCACAAAAGAAUGAACAAUUGGUGUGGAGGUCAGUGCUGCGCUUAUAGUCAUUAAUAUACCUUUAAUAUACCUUUAAUAUACCUUUCCUCUGAAAAGGAAAUUAGUUUAUGUAGUCUAUAGUUCCUCUAUAGGCCUAUACCACUAACUUGGGUAUGUAUCUGGCACAUGGCCCCAGCUCUGGUUCUGGUCCUGUCAGCUGCAGCUCUGUUGCCACAAUUUGUCCAGUUUGUUUGGCUUCAGAUUUCCUUCUGCUUAUCCCAUCCAGCUGGUCUUGAAACUCUCAGCUAUUGUGUUUAAUCUAAUUUCUCAUAGUUCCAAUGUGACUCACCGAAUAUAUCCCGGCAACAUAAACCAAGCAUUCUUACACUUAGGAUCAUGUGUGUGUGUGUUUGGUUGCACUAAAAAGUAUCAAACUGAGCCAAAAAAAAAAAGCCAACACUGAAACUCCCUUCAACCACUUCUGUCGUCUCCAAAAAAACUUGUGGCUCCUCCUGUUGCGUCGCCGCCGUGCGCACUGGAGAAAUUCCCUCAGUCAGUGCUUGCUUGAGAUCCACAGAGCACACUUGCACUUAGGAGUUAGAUCCCAACUUUUUUCGCGGAGGGUUUUACAUUAAAAUCUGCUCUAUUUUUUCCCCCUCUGUGCAGAUCCUUACAGUUUAUCCCACGUCAAAUUUGUUUUCUUCGCAUAAGUUUCCGUUUCGGUUUUCUUUUCGGUUUCUUGACUUUUAUCCAUGUGGAAAUGGAAUGUAAGGAGUUCCCUAGAGAGAGGCUAUCAAGGUUUUGAGGUAAGACCAUUUAUAUUUCAUUACAAAGAUUUGAGCUGAAGUUUAUUAAAAAUUUAAGAAGCACUUUGCCUGCGGCGCAUUGUGCGUAAUUUAUAGACUUCAUCCGCUCUUUGUGGUGAUGGAGGUAGAAAGUCACCCACGAAACUUGAGCCGAACUCGGGUCAGUGAUCCCUCAAAUUCUUCUUUUUAUUGCCUCUUCUUGAAAAGUACUUAAUCAUCAUUCCCAUCAUCAUCAUCGAAUAUUUGGUAACUUUGUUAUUGUAGUUAUUCCAGCUGCUGUGACUCCUCCUCCUCCUCCCGAUGAGGAUGGACCCCGCCGCCGUGUGCAUCCUGCAGACUCUGCUGAUGCUGAUGGCCUUGCCCACCGUUGCCUCAGUCCCCUGCCCACGACCCUGCGCCUGCCCCCAGCCCACUGAGCUCCACUGCACCUUCCGCUCCCUUAUCACCAUCCCAGCUGCUAUAUCUAAACACGUGCAACGCAUGAACCUGGGGUUUAAUAGCAUUAAUACGAUCACAGACAAAUCACUGGCUGGUUUGAGGAAGCUGGAGCUUCUGAUGGUUCAUGGGAAUGACAUCCACAGUCUACCUGAUGGAGCGUUCAGGGACCUUCAUUCACUACAGAUGCUGAAAAUUAGUUACAACAAGCUGAAGGAGAUCAACAGACACACCCUUCAGGGUCUGUGGGCCUUGACCAGGUUACACCUGGACCACAACCGACUGGAGUUCAUCCACCCAGAUGCCUUUCAGGGCCUCACCUCCUUGCGGCUGCUGCAGCUGGAAGGCAAUCGACUUCAGCAGCUGCACCCAGCCACCUUUACCACCUUCACUCUGAUGGGCUACUUCCAUGUCUCUACUCUGAGGCACCUUUACCUGUCGGACAACGGGCUGAUGUCGCUGCCGUCCAGGGUGGUGACCACCAUGCCUCAGCUGGAGAACCUGUACCUCCAUGGGAACCCCUGGACGUGCGACUGCAACAUGAGAUGGCUCCAUGACUGGGAUAAAACCUCUCCAGGUGUCUUAAAAUGUAAAAAGGACAGGGCACUUCCUGGUGGCCAGUUGUGUCCUAUGUGCUCCUCUCCCAGGCACCUCCAGAGGGAAGACCUUCAGGCUGUGGGGAACCUAGUCUGUAGCAGCCCCGUCAUCAACUCUUCUCACAGUACUUCCUCACCUGGUGAUGUCGAGAGUGAGGUCAUGACCACAGAGGACUUCAGUGAACCAUUUGGAAUCAUGUCUCUGGGCCUAUCAGAUGAACAUGGGAAUGAGGUGGAUCUAGAGUGUAGCAUUGGUGAGCCGAGAGAGCUUACUAAGAUCAACUGGGAGCAGGUCGACCACCUCCAACUGUCCUCCAACAUAACUUUAUCAGUGGAUGUGGAUUGUCCUGUCGAUAGAGAAAAGUAUGAGCGACUAUGGAGGCUAAUUGCAUAUUACAGCAAUGUGCCAGCCCAUUUACAAAGGGGGAUUAUGCUCACAAAGGAGCCUCAUCCAACCUAUGUGUAUAGACAGGAUUCUGAGAAGGAUGCCCUGUACUACACAGGUGUUAAAGUUAAUAUGAUGGCCCAGCCAGCAUGGCUGAUGCAAAGAUCUGCAGACCUUCAGUUGAACAGACUUCAGUCAUCAGCCAACAUAGUAAAAUUGAUCCUGAGCACAGACUUCUCGGAGACAGUGGAGUUGGAGCUGCUACGGAGACAGAAGAGGACAUGGGUCAUGAUUGAGUCAACAAACACAACUUGCAAAGUGUUGAGUGCUAUCGUGGGAAGUCAAAGUCAAAUGUACUGUAAUGUGCAUAGUUCUGGCCAGCCGGUCAUCCGCUGGAUGCAGCCAGACGGCUCCAAGGUGGAGGCACCAUACGUGAGCCCAGACAACAGAGUGUCUGUGUCCAGUGAAGGACGGCUGGUCAUUAAAGCUGUCAGCCACACAGACGCAGGAAUUUACUACUGCAUUGCCAAGGUUCAUGGAGACCUUGCUGUUCUGCCAUUCCAUCUGACAGUGCAGGACUCCUCCAGCCCUCAGCCAGGAGAAGAUACCUCAAUUACAACCAUCGAGGGAUUUGCAGGGGACCCUAUUUCCUUGCCUUGCAUGGCUUCUGGUUCCCCUGAUGCUGAAAUUAACUGGAUUCUACCAAACCGCAACAUAGUUAGUUUCCAAGCCAACUCCUCCAGAGUUUUGGUCUAUUCAAACGGAACUCUUCAUAUUCCUCAUACUCAUUUAUCAGAUAAUGGUCAUUAUAAAUGCAUCGCCAUAAAUCAACAUGGUGUGGAUACACUGGCUACAAAAAUCACUGUCAUCAGGCGCAAUGGGCUGAUAAAGCCUUUGAAGAAGUUUCCAGCAAAACCUCAGUCAGUUUCCGGGGUCAACACGCAAAUUAAAGUCCCCAUCGAGAAUUUGGAAGAGGCAUCAGGGGACAUUGAUGUUACUCAGGUGGGGGGUCCAUUAAACCGCUUGGAUCCCCAGAGGAAGAGAAUUCCAGGAGGUGUGGCCACAGGCAGGAGGGGCUAUCCAUCCAGGAAUAUGUGGAGGAGGCCACCUGUGCUUCGAAAACCAAUAGGAUCACGUGUUGAAGACAGGAAGAAUAUAGUUGAGAGCAGGAGAAGGAUUAAUAUGUCAAAGGGUAAAAUAGACCCGGAGAAAUGGGCUGAUAUUUUGUCUAAGAUUAGAGAUAGAAAGGCUCAAAAUGCUGUGACAACACCUCCGGUUCAGCGUACAACAGAGAGUAAAAUGGCACAGCAGACAACACAGUCACAAGAAACUAUUGAGGGAUCAUCAGAUGGUGUGACUAUGCAGGAAAAAGAGGGCCAGGAUUACUUCACAACACCACGUACUCUAGUACAACAUACAGAAAUAAAUCCUAAUAAACACAAUACACAAGGUCAAGGCACACAUGUGACUUCUAACAGCUACACGACACAUAAUGCACAUGACGUGACGUUAAACACUCAGCAAACACACAGCAUACAUGCUACUGAAGAGGCGCUCACAACACAGACUACAUACAGUGUACAACACGCAAACACUGAUAUGAACUCAGAUCGACACUCAACUUCAAACGGUGUAUUUUUCCUCCCACAGACAACAUCUGUUCCCCUACAUGCUGUCACUUCCUGGCAGGCUAGCACAAUCAUUGCAAGCAGCAGCAAUACCUUUUCACUACAAGAGAAACAUAGCACAAAUACAGAUGUUGAUGGAAGCAAAACAGCUGAUUCGUCAAAGGCAUCGGAAAGGAUUGGAGAUACGGGCAAGCUGAAUGUUGUUGCCAGUUCUAAUAAUGACAGAGAGCUCUCUUCAAGUGGAAGUCAUAAUAUCCCCACGCUCAAUCCAAAUGAAGCAGAAACAAGCGAGGGAAAUGGAAAAUAUCUUAGUGAGACUGCAACAUCACAGCUGGAUACUCAGCCUGUCAAGGACAGAACAUCUGAUGAUUUGCAAUCUCAAGUAAAACUCACAUUGGCAUUUCCAACAACUACUCUUAUACCCAUCACUUCGAGAAUGAGGGGGUCUGAAGAACAAUCUCCCCCUCGCCAACGACAGCCUAACUCAAGGAGAAAGAAUGGAGGUCGUCGGAGAAGGCCAAACAGAAGAAAACAAAAAGGGAAUAAACCCAUCCGGUUUACUGCCACCACACCUGUAAAUGUUCUCCUAGCAACAGUUAGGACCACUGCCUCCUCGCAACUAAAAAUAGAAUCAUUACAAGUUACACCAGCCAAUUCCAAUACCACUGUUCCAUUCAGCAGCAGCCAAGUAGCGUCAUCAGGCAGACUGAGUCAUCAAGAAAGCACAGUCUCGGGGUAUGAAGCAGAGACCACACUCUCCUCACUACCAGUUUCUCCUCCCGAAACAAACGAUAGCAUUCUACCCUUGGCCAAACCACCAUUCAAAAGUACAUCAGCGGCACCGUCAUUUCCAACAGCCUCUCCAGGAAUGGAUCACGGAAAGACGACUUCUCAAACAGCCUUGGGAAUCUCAGAGGGAGAGUCUCCUGCAGAAUGGAUGGAUAUGUUUACAUCACCCACUCUGCAGAGAUUUACAGAUAGCCUUCUUCCGCCUGUUAAACCCUUAGAGGAGAAACAAAGGCUAAGCGUUAUGGGAGACUCUGGACGUGUGGCUCAUUCUGGUAAUUCCUUUGGAGGUUUUCACACUCUAAUGCAAGAGCAAACGGAUAUCGGGCUGAAUCGAUCAGGCUAUCAGUACACAUCCACCGAAAAGGGCGAAACAAUGUUUUUCAAAGAGACUGGCAUGCAUUUUCCAUUGCUGCCAUCUCCAUCUGCCUCAGCUUCUUCCUUGACUGAACAUGAAAUCAAGCCAACCUCUGGAUACACUUCAAGAGAUUUAAUUACACAGAGCAUGGUUUAUGAGGGUGAUUUAAACACCGAACAAGUUACCACAAAGAAACCCACAGUCCCUGAAAUAUUUUAUCAUAGUAAAAAUGAAACCACAAGCAGUGAGACACUACAAGAUAAGCAUCUUCAAGAAACUGUAAACAUAGGAAUAGAUCUUGAUGAUUCUAUCACGAGAUCUGAAAUAACUACUGAAAUGACAAUCCAUUCCACGGCUGCUUCAUCAAGACCAGGUGCUUUGAUCCCAUCCAGAAUGGUGCCGUAUGUGACGAUACCUACAAUGUCCUCCACAGGAGCCAAAAUGGGCCCUUCGCUUAGGGCCACCACAUCACCAGAAGAUCAAAACCAAGACCAACUAAUUCAACCCAGUACCACAUCAGAGCCUCAGAGAACAUUAGACUUCGAUCCUGCAACCCAGUCAACUCACCACAAACUGCCUCAAUUUGUUACAAUAAAUCCAACUUCCCCAGCUCUAAAAUUGACCAGCGGGCAGAUAAUCAAGCAGACGACCACCCCUGCCUCAACAACUGCUGCAAUCCAAACCACUCCAUUCGAAGAGGGACUGCGAACAAGCACUGACAAUGUGCCCAGAAAGCACCAGCUACCUGGACAAGGAUCUAUUCCGAGAGGGAAGCCAAGCAUAGCUAAGACCAAUUUCCAGACAUUCACUGUGAAAGCUGAAACAGAUGUUCAACUUCCCUGUGAAGCCCAGGGUGAGCCAAUGCCCUUCCUGUCAUGGACGAAAGUUGCUAGUGGGGUGAGUAUUGCUCAGAACACCAAGGUCCAGAGGCUUGAGGUCCAUCCGAACGGUACAUUAAUCAUCAGAAACACCCAGCCCAUGGAUGGGGGCCAGUAUAUGUGCGCAGUCCAGAACCAGUUUGGCUCAGACAAGAUGAUGGUGAACCUUGUGGUCCUGUCUCAACAUCCGCGGAUCCUCCAUCCUCGGCAAAGAGACAUCACUGUGCCUCUAGGGGGCAUGGUUGAUAUGGAGUGUGUAGUGGAGGGGCAUCCCAUGCCUCGAGUCACAUGGGUGCUCCCUAACCAUGUCCACUUAGCUGCUACCCCGCUUGGUGUUGCCCCUCAGCAACGUGUGUCCAUCUCGAGUAAUGGAACCCUCCGGAUUAGCCAGGCCUCUUACACAGACAGGGGGAUUUAUAAGUGCAUUGGCAGCAGUGCAGCUGGAGCUGACACAGUCUCAGUCCGCCUUUAUGUCUCAGCAUCGGCUCCUGUGAUUCAGCAGGCACAAAAUGAGAACACAACACUCCCAGAGGGCAGCAACAUCUACAUGCACUGUACUGCCACGGGUGCCCCUCAACCUGUAAUUCUUUGGAUCACACCCAAUGGUGUACAGCUCACUGCUUCCCAGUUUGUUAGUGAACGCAAUCUCAACAUCUUCCCCAAUGGAACCCUCUACAUACAGGGACUGGGGCUGGGAAAUGCUGGAAAAUAUGAGUGCUUGGCCAGUAAUGUGAUGGCAUCUAGCAGGAGAACAGUAAACCUGAGCAUAAGGAGGAAUCCGUCCUCUACCAAGGCUACCAUCACAAUGUCGUCCCCUCAGAGAACAGAUGUGAUUUACGGUGCAAGGCUGCUGCUCAACUGUGUAGCAACAGGAGCACCAACACCCCGGAUUAUCUGGAGGACGCCGUCUAAGAAGCUGGUGGAUGCUCAGUACAGUUUUGACCCCAGGAUCAAUGUGUUCCCGAAUGGCAGUAUAACCAUUCAUUAUGUGACUCAGAAGGACAGUGGUGACUACCUUUGUAUGGCACGUAACAAGGUGGGUGAUGACUAUGUCCUGCUGCGGGUCAAUGUGCUGACCAGGCCAGCCAAGAUCAAGCAGAAGCAGCAGCAAUAUAGUCAGGAGGUAAUGUAUGGUGGAGACCUAAAGGUGGACUGCGUGGCCUCUGGUCUCCCCAACCCUGAGAUCAGCUGGGCACUACCGGAUGGCACCAUGGUUAACCCGGACAAACAAAGAGACAACAGCGGGGGGCGCAGUCGCAGGUAUGUGGUGUUUGACAAUGGGACGCUGUACUUCAAUGAUGUUGGCAUGCCAGAAGAAGGAGACUACACCUGCUAUGCUGAAAACCAACUUGGCAAAGAUGAGAUGAAGGUUAGAAUCAAGGUCAAGGUUGCAACCUCACCACCACAAAUCCAGGAUAAAGACCAAAAGAUUGUCAGAGUUUUCUACGGCGAGACUGUUACCCUGAGAUGUAACACGAAAGGGGAAUCAAUGCCGGUCAUCACAUGGAUAUCCCCUACAAAUCGAGUGAUCUCUCCUGCUUUGGACAAAUACCAGGUCCUGGAUGAUGGGACACUGGUAGUUCAGAAGGUCCAGCGUUUUGAUGGAGGUAACUACACCUGCAUGGCCAGGAACAAUGCAGGACAAGACCAUAAAGUCAUCAGGCUGGAGGUCCUAGUGACAUCUCCAACUAUCAGUGGCUUAAGUGGAAAUGCCAACACCAUCAAGGUGACUGCAGUUCAGGAUCAGCAGAUAUUUUUGGACUGUGUGGCAAAGGGGACCCCCACCCCUCGCAUCAUGUGGGUUCUACCGGAAAAUGUGAUCCUUCCAGCACCUUACUCCAGCAAAAGAAUGACAGUUCAUCAAAAUGGUACUUUGGAAAUCCGGUCACCCAAGAGGACGGACUCGGGGCUGCUAGCUUGCAUUGCUCGUAACGAAGGCGGGGAGGUCAGGAUGGUGGUCAACUUGGAUGUGGUUGCUGAGAGGCCACAAAUUAGAGGUCCCAAAACAGACAGCCUGUCACUGACUGUGGGUAAUGCCAUGACUCUGAAUUGCUCCUUUGAGGGCUCAACACUACCUCAUGUCACUUGGAUCUUACCCAACGGUACACCUUUACAUAGUGGUGCUCAGUUCUCUAAGUUCUUUCACCGGCCAGAUGGCUCCUUGAUCAUCAGCAACCCCUCUGUUGCCGAUGCUGGUAUGUACCGCUGUCUGGGGCGUAAUAUUCGAGGGAUUAUGGAGCGUACAAUCAUGUUGUCCCCAGGGAGGAAGCCAGAGAUCAACAACAGAUACAGCUCUCCUGUCAGCAUCAUGAAUGGGGAAAGACUUUUGCUGCAUUGUAUGACUAGUGGUGAACUUCUUAGACUAACAUGGACGCUACCGAGUGGGGUUGUCCUCAACAGGCCACAGAGAGCUGGACGGUAUUCUGUAUUGCCCAAUGGAACACUUGCUAUCCAACAACUAUCAGUCUAUGAUCGAGGUUUGUAUGUUUGCCGAGCUGCAAAUGAGUAUGGCAGCUCUCUACUUUCUGUAUCAGUAAUCGUGACUGCAUACCCCCCUCGAAUUACCAACGGCCCUCCCUCUGUGACUUAUGCUAAACGUGGAGUUGCCGUACAGUUGAAUUGCAUAGCAACUGGGAUGCCUAGAGUCGACAUAGCAUGGGAGACACCUGAUAAAACCCGCUUAGCUGUCAGUGCACAGCCACGCCUUUUUGGAAACAAGUAUCUCCAUCCGCAAGGAUCCCUCAUCAUCCAGAACCCGACACAAAAAGAUACUGGCAUCUACCGAUGCACAGCCAGAAAUGCCAUUGGUAUAGACUCUAAAGCUACAUUUCUCAAUGUGUUCUGAAGAAUUUCACCAUUCAUCUUGGUUUUCAUACUGUAUGCCCAAGCAACUGCCUAGUUAAAAACAGCUAAUGUUUUUAAUGAUCAAAAUGUUGAAAAACUACUGUCAGAUUGAUGUAAUAAUGAAUUGAUCCAAACCUGCAGUGGUGUCUUGAGUGUUUCCUCUAUAGAGGUAUUUUGUGCGCCUUUGUAAACCAUUUCCACCAUUUUGUGGGAAAUUCACAUCACUGGGAAAUAUCAAUAGGCCUCCUAUUUCGAGCAUUUACUUUUUAUAGUAAUGUUUUCCAAAGAAAUGCUGAUCAUAUGGGUUGGCAUAGUCAUGUAAUGUUUAUAGUUGCUCAUAGUUGUUGUAUUUUGCAAUUUACACUAAUGACUUGACCCUUUGGACAGCACGCCACCCUUUAUCAAAUCAUUUACACACAUUUUUAGGAUUAACUUGUAACAGUCAUUGAAAAUGAUUACCACCUUAUCCCACAAAGGAAUGCCAUUGAUGAGUAGUUGUAGUAAAAUAUAAGGGGACAUUUCUAAACUUCUGUACAGUUCAAAUUACUCAGGGAGGUGGUUUCCACAGGUGAAAACGUGUCUUCAUAUUAUUACCAUACUAAGAAAAAAAAUCUGUUACCACUCUAGAAGAUGUACUUGGAGGGCAAAAAGAUGUUGUUGAUUUCACCCUAUUAAAAAAUAUUCAGAGGCUCCUUACUUUCACUGAGGCAGAUUGAUGCUUUAAGUUCUUAAGUUUAAUAAGAUAAUGAUCUCUACUUUGUAGCUCUUUCAAUUAAAUCAUGUUUCUGGAGCCUAAUGCUUUGAUUCAGAGAAUAUGUGAACAUACUAUGUAAAUUUGUUGGCACAGUGUGAAAAAAACUCGCAAAGCCAGCACCUAUUUGUCAAAAAGUUACUGUAUAGGAAAGAGAGAAUAUAGCAUAGAAUUAGAACAAAUUAAUGACCUUUUGUUGGCAGUCAUCAAGUUGUAAAUCAAUGACUUCUAUGGGAAAUGAACAAAAAAAAAAAAUAAUAACCUUAACAGUUCCCUUCUGUACCUCAGAGUUUAAUAGUUGUGAACUAAAAUUUUAGGUCAUGGUGGUCCUACUUUCAAAAGCUAUUCCUUCGUUCGUUUUUCUCACCAAAUUUAGGUGGCUUCCGGUAGUUUUUGAGAUGUUUAUCUAACUGACAGUACUAAAAACAUAACCUGCCAAGAGGAGGUAAACUUUAUGAUCUGCUGAAUGCAAAAUAAAAUUCUUUUAAUUUUCCUCUGCAAUUUUGGACUACAAAAUAAGUAAGCCUCUAGCUCCACCCCAGGUGUUUCUCAUUAAUGUGAUUGAUUUGGCUGAUCACGUCCCGAUCAAUGAGCGAAGGCUCUGUAGCAUCCUCGGGCUGUACUGGUAGCUUUGUUCUGAUGAUCUAGGACAGUUGCUUCUGACAAUGACAGAUUAUGUCAAGCUGUAAGUUUUGUAUAACUUUUCUUUUUUGUCUAGGAAAUACUGUUUAACUUAAUUCCAAAAGUGGUUGAAAAUAUGUGUAUUAUUGCUAAGGUGUUUUUUUAUAUGGCAGGGGAUUUGUAUUUUCUGAAUUUCUGUCACUGCCUUGUGCUUAUCGUAAAUAUCUGUUUGUUUCCAGAAGUGGAAUCAGAUAAUCCAAUAACUGAUUGUUACGUCGCCUCAGUCGUGUACGCCAUUUUUGACUCAGCGUCUGUAAAAUGCCGAUGCAGGUUCUAUGUCUUCAUUUGUAAAUUAUUAGUCUUUGACAAGCUGUGAUGCAUUGGAAUUUUUCCCCCCGUAUUUUAAUAAAAGAUUUCCACCACUUUCUGCUAAGCACAGAGUUAAAAGCAAGACCUUUUUUAUUGCUGAGGCAGGGAAAGCAUAAUGAUGAUGAUGCAAAAAUGUUUGCUACUGUACCAUAAAUGACAUCCAUAAUGAUGUUUUUAAAAUAAAUCAGAUAGGAGUGUUUGUCAAAAAAAAAA